Cololabis saira (Pacific saury) is the source of this 2034-nucleotide messenger RNA. It is a transcript of the gene stx1b, whose product is annotated as syntaxin 1B. The record is from RefSeq and is a predicted model, not a curated record. NCBI's taxonomy places the organism in Eukaryota, Metazoa, Chordata, Actinopteri, Beloniformes, Belonidae. Gene Ontology annotation, molecular function: SNARE binding; SNAP receptor activity. The coding region runs from base 389 to 1336 and encodes 315 amino acids. Gene Ontology annotation, cellular component: plasma membrane; endomembrane system; SNARE complex. The transcript has 9 exons. Gene Ontology annotation, biological process: exocytic insertion of neurotransmitter receptor to postsynaptic membrane; vesicle fusion; intracellular protein transport.
CCUCUCUCUCCCUCCGCUGCGGGGCCACACUGCGACCGCGCCGACGGACGAGGAACCGGAGCCGCAGCGCCGGAACCGGUACCGAGCAGAGAGAAGAGAAGAGAAGAGAGAAGAGCAGCCACCAGGAGGAGGAGGGAACCCGCGGCCCGUGCGUCUCUCACGCUAAAAGGAUAAAAAAAAAAAAAAAAAAAGAAGGCGGAGACGCGUCACGCCGCUCUUCUUCCUCCCUUCAUCUCUGCUCCGGGAGGAGAAGAAGCCGAAGAAGAGGAGGGACCCCGGAACGAGCUGAGCGGGACCUCGGAGUGUCGGAGCCUCCCCCCUCCUUCCUGCCCCGGACCAGGAUCUCUGCAGCGGCGGCAGCAGCAGCCAGUAGCGGCGCGGCAGCACCAUGAAGGACCGUACGGCGGAACUGCGAAGCGCUAAGGACAGCGAUGACGAUGAGGAGGUGGUGCAGGUCGACAGGGACCACUUCAUGGACGAGUUCUUUGAGCAGGUGGAGGAGAUCCGAGGCUGCAUAGAGAAGCUGUCGGAGGAUGUGGAGCAGGUCAAGAAGCAGCACAGCGCCAUCCUGGCCGCGCCCAACCCUGAUGAGAAGACCAAGCAGGAGUUGGAGGACCUCACAGCUGACAUCAAGAAGACAGCCAAUAAAGUUCGCUCAAAAUUAAAAGCAAUCGAGCAGAGUAUCGAGCAGGAGGAGGGCCUCAACAGAUCAUCAGCGGACCUCAGGAUCCGCAAAACACAGCACUCAACGCUGUCGCGCAAGUUUGUGGAGGUGAUGACCGAGUACAACACCACGCAGUCCAAGUACCGCGACCGCUGCAAGGACCGCAUCCAGAGACAGCUAGAGAUCACUGGAAGAACCACCACCAACGAGGAGCUCGAGGACAUGCUGGAGAGUGGCAAGUUGGCCGUCUUCACCGAUGAUAUCAAGAUGGACUCUCAGAUGACCAAGCAGGCCCUGAACGAGAUCGAGACCCGGCACACCGAGAUCAUCAAGCUGGAGAACAGCAUCCGCGAGCUGCACGACAUGUUCGUGGACAUGGCCAUGCUGGUGGAGAGCCAGGUGGGUGGCGCCGCCGCAGCAGGAAGUGGGCGUGUCACCAGAGGAGCUCACGCUUACACUGGUUUGUGCUUUGUGUUCCAGGGAGAGAUGAUUGACAGAAUCGAGUACAACGUGGAGCACUCCGUCGACUACGUAGAGCGGGCCGUCUCCGACACCAAGAAGGCCGUCAAAUACCAGAGCCAGGCUCGCAAGAAGAAGAUCAUGAUCAUCAUCUGCUGCGUCAUCCUCGGCGUGGUCUUGGCGUCAACUAUCGGCGGCACGCUGGGUCUCUAGGACGCUCCGGCCGCCCGCCGCCACGACGACCGAUGCCGACCAACCGACCAUCCGACCGACCGACAGCCAGCAGAGAAAAGAAACACGACCCAAAAACUUGAAACACAAAUGCAAGACAGAAAACCAUCAGCUAGGAAGAGAGACCGACCCAGGCACAGAUGAGAGGGAACAGCACGGGUUCGGGUGGGGUGCAAAACAACAAUAUGCUAUCACAUUAUAGCUGACGUAACCACACAACAUAUACAAAAGAGGGUACAAAUAAACCUAUUUAUUACAGAUGUAAAUGUAUUGAACAUAUGUGGGUUAGCUACCUGUAAAAACUCAUCACCUAGACGAUGACAUUUACCUGUUUGUUUGGCUUUUUUCUUGUUUUCUUGGCGAUUUCUUUUGUUUUUUGGGAGUCUUCGAGGACAGUGACGGCUGCCGGGUCGGAGUUUCUCGGGACGAAUCUGUCUCAGCUCCUUCCGUUCGCUCCGCGUCACCUCCGUGUUAGCACAUGCUAGGUGUUCUGGGACGGUUCUGGACCAGCACCGCCGAGUUUCUCGCCAACAGACCUCCCCUCAUUGGCUGCUGGCUCCUGUCGUUCAUCCGACCAAUGAGGGGGAAGCUGCAGCACAGCAUGUUUCCAUGACAACUCCCCCUCAUUUUUGCCCCUGUCCAACCAAAGACGAGGGGGAGGGAGGUGACGGGUGGGACAG